This is a messenger RNA of Cuscuta campestris, 1086 nucleotides long. NCBI's taxonomy places the organism in Eukaryota, Viridiplantae, Streptophyta, Magnoliopsida, Solanales, Convolvulaceae. The record is from the annotation of a GenBank genome assembly.
CGUGCGCCCACGUGGAGGCACGUGUCUCGGAUGUUGAGAGGUGAUGGGCCUCGUCUCUUAGCUACCUUGUCGCCUUGUGAGGGGGAUUAUUCCCUUUGUCAGCCAUGUCUUCGUUUAGCGAUAGGAUCUCGUCCUCAGAGGACUGCUCCUCUGAGGAUUCCAACUCAUCUUCCUCGACCGGGUCUUCUUCUCCUGGAUCUACGCCCGGUCAGGUUCCCCAGUCCUCUAUUCCUAACCCGCAUCCCGUUAAUCAGAUGCCCGGUGAAACCUUCGUGGGGAGGGAUGACCCGGUUCAUGACGAACCGGGUCCCUAUGAUCCCGAACACGAAACCCGGGAUGCGUGGGAGGCGCGGCUCCAUGCUGCCGGUUACUUUCCACUCCCCACCUUUUACGUUCUUGACAUCCCUUCACGCGUAUCCAAAAUCGCCCUGAACAAAAUUCGUAGGAGGCUCCCGGAUGGGUAUACCCUCCUCUACGAACCCAACUGGCCCAAUAUCGUAGAGCCCCACCGGGAGGAUAGGAUAGGGUUCCAUACCAUUUCCCUGGAUGCGGGCAUAGUUUUUCCCUUUCGCCCCCUCCUUACUGAGGGGAAGGAGAAGGCCGGUCGCCGGGUGAAGAAGGUGGCCACCACGCACCCCUCCUAUGCCAAGAAGAGGGCCCGGUCAAAUCCUGAGCCGGCCGGCCAGACCAUCGAAGAGGCCUUCGUCAACCUGGGGCUGAGGCUGAAGGAGGCGGGGGAGAUUGGACCCCUCACAGCCGACCGGCUUGGUUUAGGCUCUCCAUCGGAGUUUGCCCGGCUGAAGAAGGAGAAGGAGGAGAUGGCCCUCAUCUUGAAGAGCCAGGCCGAUGAGCUGAUCAGGCUGUCGGGGUUAGCCGGGUCCAUGAAGACCGAAAUCUCCCAGCUGAAGGAAGAGAAUGGCCGGCUCAUGGAUGAAGUCUCUGAGGCCAAGAGGGAGAUGAUGGAGAAGGAAGAAAACUUCCCCGGGCGCGCAGCCGCCUGGGUUGAGGAAAAUUAGGCCGAAGCUGCCCGGGUUCUGACGGCGAGCCCUGAAGCCACCAUGGAAUCCUUCAGGCUUCUAUACCGGG